AUGAAGUUCUCUGUCAUUGAAAAACUCUUGUUUCUCAAUGCACUGGUCGCGAGAGUCGGGGCAACACCCACAGUGUCAUCUCGCAUCUCCGUCUCCGUCAACCCCAAAGUUCAAUUCCAGGAAAUAGACGGGUUCGGAGCCUCUCAAGCAUUUCAACGUGCUGAAGAUAUCUUUGGCAAAUAUGGCUUGCCAGUCGUGAAUCAGACCCUCGUUCUUAACCUCCUCUAUGACGAAAACUUCGGCGCGGGCUUCACUAUUCUACGCAACGGAAUCGGGUCUAGCAACACAUCUGACAGCAACUUUAUGAACUCUAUUGAGCCUAUAAACCCAGGGGGUCCCAAUGCAAAGCCUGAGUAUGUUUGGGAUCACUACGACAGCGGUCAAUUCCCGCUAGCCCAACAAGCCUAUUCGCGUGGUCUCCAGACUCUGUACGCCGAUGCCUGGUCUGCUCCGGGCUAUAUGAAGACCGACGAUGACAAUGAUAAUGGUGGAUACCUCUGUGGUGUGACCAAUGAAUCAUGUACCACUGGAAACUGGAUGCAGGCUUAUGCCAACUAUCUCGUCCAGUAUGCGCGCUUUUAUAAAGAGUCCGGGGUGGAAAUCACUCACCUGGGCUUCUUGAAUGAGCCGCAGUUUGCUGCCACCUAUGCCAGUAUGCUCUCAAAUGGCACACAGGCUGCUGAUUUUAUUCGCGUGCUUGCCAAGACUGUCAGGAAGUCUGGUCUUAACCUCAAGAUAAACUGCUGCGAUAGCAUCGGCUGGGAUGACCAAGAAGCUAUGAUGGCUGGUCUAAAAGCGGGCCCUGAUCCAGCUAUCAACUACCUCGACGUAGUGACAGGUCACGGAUACGACUCCCCUCCCAUCUAUCCUCUCAGCACCAAUAAGAAGACUUGGUUGACAGAGUGGGCUGAUCUCACUGGCGACUUUACUCCCUACACUUUCUACAAGAAUGGAGGCCCUGGAGAGGGACUGACAUGGGCCAAUCAUAUUCAGGUUGCCCUGAGAGAUGCCGGUACUAGUGGAUUUCUCUACUGGAUUGGUGCCGAGAACUCGACUACGAACAGUGCCCUGAUCAACCUCAUCAAUAAUGAGGUAAUUCCUUCCAAGAGAUUUUGGGCAUUCACACAGUUCAGCAAGUUUGUGCGUCCUGGUGCUCGUCGCAUUGAGGCUGUUAGUUCACAUGCCAAUCUCACCGUCAGCUCUUUCAAAAACCAUAACGGACGCAUCGCUACUCAGUUGCUGAACCAAGGCGAUUUGGACGUUGAGGUUAACGUACAAGUCACUGGCCUCAAAUCGGGUUUGUCCGUUGAACCUUAUAUCACGAACAACGAUUAUGACUUGGAGCUCCUAGCCCCCAUCGUGUCGGCAAGUGGUGGCUCGUUCCAGGUUAAGGUUCCUCCCCGGUCUAUGGUUACUUAUUUGUUUUCAUGA
Messenger RNA from Penicillium cinerascens, 1431 nucleotides. RefSeq lists its product as uncharacterized. Gene Ontology annotation, molecular function: glucosylceramidase activity. The record is from RefSeq and is a predicted model, not a curated record. Gene Ontology annotation, biological process: sphingolipid metabolic process. Bases 1 to 1431 code for a protein of 476 amino acids. The transcript has a single exon. NCBI's taxonomy places the organism in Eukaryota, Fungi, Ascomycota, Eurotiomycetes, Eurotiales, Aspergillaceae.